GGAUUGGAUUGGACCCCGAACCGUUCCAGUCCCUCAUUCAUUGUAUUCUAUUACGAUGUAUGUAUCUAUUCUCUUCACCUUCCCCGAUUGGCUGCUGCUGCUGCUGCUGGCGGCUCAACUCUCAAGCCAUUCAUUCAUUCAUUUUCCAUAUAUAUAUAUAUAAUGUACAGACUGCACUGCCCUCCAUUUCAGCUGGUUCACUUGCUACCGCAAGUUGAUUCUUGAUCUCAAAAUCCUCUGUUUGAUGAUGAGCUGUGCUGAGCUGAUUGUUAAUUUCUGAAGCUUCGAAGAAUGAACGAUCUUAUCGAAAUCAUGGCUUUUAACGGAAGAGUCCUCCGACUUUGAAGAUUUGUCAAAUUCAUUUCGUGUUCAUGUCGAUCUGAAAUUGGUUGUGUAUUGACUUUUUUUGAUCUAGAAACAAGACUAUGAUGCAAGGCAAUGGAUCGAUCAGUGGCUUCGAUCCGAUGAGAGUUCAUCAUCAUCAGCUGAGCUCUCACCACCACCGGCAAGGAUCAAUGGUUCCUCCCACAAUCCCCGAAAAUUUCCCCCUUACAAUUGGAAGUAGCGGUAGUCAAGAUCAAGAACAGCCCAUUUUGUUGAUGGACUACAACAACAACAAACAUGACAGGGGAAGAUCAGGGAGCGAUGACGAGGACCCGAGCUUUGUCGAAGAUUGUGGUGAAGGCCGUGAAUCUGGCAAAGGGAAGAAGGCUUCGACAUGGCAGCGCGUCAAGUGGAGCAACACCAUGGUUCGGCUACUGAUCACGGCAGUUUCGUACAUCACCGAGGAUACAAUGGCUGCCGAGCAGGGCGUUGGUCUUAGGAAGAAGAACUCGAAUUUACAGAAGAAGGGGAAAUGGAAAUCGGUUUCGAAAGUCAUGGCAGAGAGGGGACACUUUGUUUCGCCGCAGCAGUGCGAGGACAAGUUCAACGACCUCAACAAACGGUACAAGAGGCUGAACGAGAUUCUCGGGCGAGGAACGUCGUGCGAGGUUGUCGAGAAUCCCUCGCUUCUCGACGUUAUGGAUCACAUUCCCGAAAAGGUCAAGGACGAGGUUCGAAAGAUUUUAAGCUCAAAGCAUUUGCACUACGAAGAAAUGUGUUCCUACCACAACGCGAACCGUCUGCAUCUCCCUCCCGAUCCCGACCUGCAGCGCUCGCUGCGGUUGGCUCUCGGGAGCCGAGACAAAAAUGACGACCACAGUUGCGAUGUGAGAAGGCAUUUGAAUGAAGAAAACGACGAGGUUGAUCAGGAGGGGGAGGUGGACGAAAAUGGCGAACACGAAGAGAGUGAAGAAGGAUUUGGAUCCUCGAAGAGGGUGAAGCAACAGGGUUGGAAUGAGGAGAACCUCAAAAGAAGGUUAGAAAAUGUCGAAUGUGAAUCGAACUGGUGCAAUGGGACGAAUGCAAAGACGUCGUUGGAAGAAGAGAGGAUAGAGUUGGAUAUGCAGACGGUGGAGUUGGAGAAGGAGAGGUUCAAAUGGCAGCGAUUCUGUCGAAAGAAGGACCGGGAGCUUGAAACGAUGAAGAUGGAGAUCGAGAAGAUGAAGCUGGAGAACGAACGAAUGGGUUUGGAGCUGAGGCGAAAGGAGUUGCAGUUGGAGAUGGAGAUGGAGAUGGAGAUGGAGAUCCACAGCUACAAGAAGCCAUAAAUUAAAAUCCCAUCUUGCAACUCUCCAAGGUUUGUUCGAUUUUUGUUUGAAAUUAGAAUUUUGAUUUAAAUAUUAUUUUGACGCUAUGUUUCAUGAAAAAAAUAAUACUCUUUCCGUCCGUCGGGCUUUAAGAGUCUCAAUUACCUUUUGCAUCAUUGUACUUAAUAUUAAAAAUAUCCUGUAUAAUUUUUUUGCACAAAUGUUAUUGUAAUAAUAUUAUAAAACACUAAUAAAAAUAUUUUUGCUA
This is a messenger RNA of Andrographis paniculata, 1899 nucleotides long. RefSeq lists its product as uncharacterized. Lineage: Eukaryota; Viridiplantae; Streptophyta; Magnoliopsida; Lamiales; Acanthaceae. The record is from RefSeq and is a predicted model, not a curated record. The transcript has 2 exons. Bases 426 to 1652 code for a protein of 408 amino acids.